CUUUUCUCUAUAAGGCUCUAUAAUAAGCUACGGAAAUAUUCGAACUAUUGAAAAUGUUGUCAAUUUUCACAACCUUUGCGCUAUUUAUUGCUGUUGUACGUGGCAUCGGGGAGUUGAGCGUGCUGCAAUGUCCCAAGUCAAUGGAAUUCACUGGCAACGAUUCACUGGAUAGUUUUUACGUGGGCGACGUUCUCCUGGCUACAUUGGGCAAUAGCGUCACCGGCAACUCCAAGUGGUCCGGCCUGACGAUCAAGGAUCCCUUUGAACUCAGCCAGACAACGGUGAUUCUUGUGCACGUGAAGGGUGUUUAUCGUGUGGAAACGUCCGGCAAUUACAGGGUUUACGAACUAAUCGAUUCGGACACCGCAAAUUCGAUUGAUAAUUUCGUAGCACAGCUCGAGCCCGGAACAGUUAACGAUUUCAACUUUAUUAAUCAUAAUCUGGGUGUCUUAACGUACAAGUCCUAUUUCGGUAGUCAGGAGGUGCCCAUGGCCGAGCCUAUACGUUUCUUGAGGCCCAUCGAUUAUCUGAGCCAUCAGAAUUUUCUCGAGGAGAUCGGCUAUAUGAAUGCCAUCACCAGGAACUUGAGCGGCCUGCUGAACUCCUCGCAGGUGAUCGUCUUUCGCCUGUCGCUGGAUCGCAUUUCCAAGGUGACCAAAUACACCAUACUCUUUGAGGCCAAGCAGCUGGUCGCCGCCGCGAUUGCAGAUCUCCUGGCCGCUGCGAGAAAUAUCAGCAAUACGUUGCUUUUCGUGCAGACCACGGACAAGCAGAUGUCCGCAAGCAGCUUGAGUCGAGGCCAUAAGUCGCCAAACGCGACAAAUCCCUUCCCCAAAUUCCGUGCCUACGAUUAUCCGAUUAUAUUCCAUAUUGUGUUAUGGUUAGGUAUUGCAUAUGUCCUCUCGCUGGCUGUCAUUUGCUGUUCAAUUGUCAAUAUCGAUCCAGGCAGAGAUUCGAUCAUCUAUCGCAUGAGCUCCACCCACCACUAUCGCUCAGGUCUACACAAGAAGAAGCACUAAAAAUUGAUAGAUGUGCUGUUAAAUGUAUUCCUAUGCACUAAUUAAAUAGCAAAUAUAUGCUCACAAGCAAUUAAAGCAAUUUUCAUUUGUAA
Messenger RNA from Drosophila montana, 1111 nucleotides. RefSeq names its product ATPase H(+)-transporting accessory protein 2-like. NCBI's taxonomy places the organism in Eukaryota, Metazoa, Arthropoda, Insecta, Diptera, Drosophilidae. The record is from RefSeq and is a predicted model, not a curated record. Gene Ontology annotation, biological process: positive regulation of Wnt signaling pathway. The transcript has a single exon. Bases 54 to 1019 code for a protein of 321 amino acids. Gene Ontology annotation, molecular function: signaling receptor activity. Gene Ontology annotation, cellular component: external side of plasma membrane; membrane.